This is a messenger RNA of Cylindrotheca closterium, 1134 nucleotides long. The record is from the annotation of a GenBank genome assembly. NCBI's taxonomy places the organism in Eukaryota, Bacillariophyta, Bacillariophyceae, Bacillariales, Bacillariaceae.
AUGAGUCGCCUACAAGAAAUUGGAGCCCAUGUGCUUCUCUUCUUUUUGGUGUUUGGAAUGUCGGCCACGGUGGAUAUUCCACGAAUGAAGAAGCAAAUGCGGAAUCGAUCUGCUUUGCUGAUAGGAAUUGCCCUUCAGUUUUUGAUAUUGCCCUUUGUGGGCUUUAUCAUUGUCUAUUUAUUGAAUCUGAGUGCUCCUUUGGGAAUUACCUUGUUGGUGGUGACCAGUAGUCCUGGAGGAUCCUAUUCCAAUUGGUGGUGCUCCCUGUUCAAUGCGGAACUUGCCUUGAGUGUGACAAUGACAGGAUUAUCAACAGCUCUUUCCGUCUUUAUGCUGCCUUUAAACCUUUCCAUUUACGUCUCUUCGAUAUACGAUGGUGAUGUCGUCAAAUCCUUGAAUUGGUUUUCCCUUAUUUUAAGUUUGGUCGUGGUCAUUACGGGCAUUGUCAGUGGCGUCUUGUCUUCGGCUUGGCAAAAUUCCACUCGGUUCAAUUUAAGGGCCAAUCAAAUGGGAAAUCUUGCGGGAAUCUCCUUGGUCGUGUACUCGGCACUGGUAUCAUCGUCUUCGGAAGACGCCAGUCUAUGGAACCAGGAUCCUAGUUUUUACAUUGGUGUUUCCUUGCCGGCCAUUUUUGGAGUCGUGAUUGCCAGUCAACUUGCCUCCAAGGCCGAUUUGGAAAAACCAGAACGGGUGGCAGUCGCCGUCGAGGCUUGUUAUCAGAAUACAGGAAUUGCCACAUCGGUAGCCAUUACCAUGUUCCAAGGAGCCGAUGAAGCCACGGCCAUUGGUGUUCCACUCUUUUAUGGCAUUGUCGAGAUGGUCGUCCUGGCCAUCUACUGCAUUGCCUGUUGGAAAAUGGGUUGGACCAAGGCACCUGCCGACGAGAAUCUUUGCACCGUCAUUACUACCUCGUACGAAGUGGAAAAUGCUCGUCUCGAUUCACCCAAUGCCAUUGAGGUGGUGCACGGACAAGGUGAUGGCGGUGAUGAACAAGACCUCGACAACAUGGUGUUUACGCAAACCAAUGAGGGUUACAAGGUCGAUGAAGGACAAUUCGAAGAAACCUCUAAUGCCGAACGAAUAUCCAAAGACAAUAUCAACAAAUUGCCGGUAGACGAUAAGGAGCUCAUUUAA